AUGACACAAAAAAUUGUUUCAAACGAAGAUUGUUUCAUUCAAGCUGUCAAUAUUUCCGAUCAUUUAGAUUUAAUUUAUUCCUAUGAAAAAGAAUCCUAUCCUGAAGAUGAAGCUGCCACCUAUGAAAAAUUAAAAUAUCGAUUAUUACAUGCCAAUGAUGUUUUUCGUGGCUAUUUUCGAAUGGACACUCUCGAUCGUCCUCAUGUUGGUUCACAGGACACAACGCAACAAACCACCAACAUGACGGAUUUAAAUCCCUCCAAACCAGUACAAUUGAUUGGAUUUGUAUGUGGAACGAAAACAAGUCAUUCCACUCUCACUCAUGACAGCAUGUCUGUGAAUGAUCCAAAUGGAAGGACACUCUGUAUUCAUUCAGUGGUGAUUAAAAAAGAAUUUAGAAAUUGUGGAUUAGGUCUUCACAUGUUACAAUUAUAUUUAAAUUAUUUGAGAGAGAAUCAUAUUUGUGAUCAAGUAUUACUCAUUACAAAGAAACAUUUAAUUCAUUUCUAUGAAAAGGCAGGAUUUAAAUUGAAUGGUGAAUCCAAUGUGGUUCAUGGUCAAGAAAAGUGGUAUGAAUGUGAAUUGUUAUUGAUCUGA
Messenger RNA from Naegleria lovaniensis, 597 nucleotides. RefSeq lists its product as uncharacterized. Gene Ontology annotation, molecular function: acyltransferase activity, transferring groups other than amino-acyl groups. The record is from RefSeq and is a predicted model, not a curated record. The coding region runs from base 1 to 597 and encodes 198 amino acids. The transcript has a single exon. NCBI's taxonomy places the organism in Eukaryota, Heterolobosea, Eutetramitea, Acrasida, Naegleriidae.